This is a messenger RNA of Bacillus rossius redtenbacheri, 879 nucleotides long. Its product is annotated as axoneme-associated protein mst101(2)-like. Lineage: Eukaryota; Metazoa; Arthropoda; Insecta; Phasmatodea; Bacillidae. The transcript is spliced from 3 exons. The record is from RefSeq and is a predicted model, not a curated record. The coding region runs from base 1 to 879 and encodes 292 amino acids.
AUGCGAGGAUGCGAGGAUGAGAGGAUGCGAGGAUGCGAGGAUGCGAGGAUGCGAGACUGCGAGGAUGCGAGGAUGCGAGGAUGCGAGGAUGAGAGAAUGCGAGGAUGCGAGAAUGCGAGGAUGCGAGGAUGCGAGGAUGCGAGGAGGCGAGGACGCGAGGAUGCGAGGAGGCGAGGAUGCGAGGAUGCGAGGAUGCGAGGAGGCGAGGAUGCGAGGAGGCGAGGAUGCGAGGAUGAGAGGAUGCGAGGAUGCGAGACUGCGAGGAUGCGAGGAUGCGAGGGUGCGAGGAGGCGAGGAUGCGAGGAUGCGAGACUGCGAGGAUGCGAGGAUGCGAGACUGCGAGGAUGCGAGGAUGCGAGGGUGCGAGGAUGCGAGGAUGCGAGGAGGCGAGGAUGCGAGGAUGCGAGGAUGCGAGACAGCGGGUCUCGGAACGAGAAGACGCCGAGGAUCAGGAGCCAGACGGGGUCCCACUGGGGCAGAGCGGGCCAGGGUAGACGGACUGGAGGCUUGUGGUGGGGCGAGCGACGCCGGGGGCGUAAAGAACGGAAAGAACGAGCAAGUGUGGUCGAUGAGGAGAGUGAACGGGUCGUGAAUAAUGGAAGACUGGCGGAGGAGAAUGAAGGAGAGCGAUACCCGAAGAUGAAGAGGAAGUGGAAGUCUUCAGGCCCAACGUACAAGCCCCAUGCGACGCAGACGGAACGACGAGAAGAGAAAAUGCGUGCUAAGGGCGAAGGUUCUUACAGGCGACUAGAUAAGGCGGGGGGCGCCGGCUCGGGGACUGCUCCUGUGCUCCCGGGACCCCCGCGGGGACAGGCGCUAAUGAAGUCGUUAACCUCGACUGUCGAGCCGCGCCGCAACCCCCGCUCUCACCGGCGAUAG